GUUAAGGAGGCCUUUGAGCUGCGGCGCGAGCAGCAGGUCACCGAGGUGCUGUCAAAGCUGGAGGGUGAGCAUUUCCGCCUGUCCGUGGAAGCUGCUCAGGAGGCAAAGCGCCGGCUGCACGCUGAGGAGGAGGCCACGCAGUUGCGAACAAAGUUGGACAGUUUUCGCAACCUGCUGGCCCAGCAAGCCCACGAAGCUGAAGAAGAGAAGGUUGCGCGCCAGCCGCCAGAAAUGGCAGAGGUUGGCAUUGUGACCGAAGAUGAAGGCUUUACAGAGCCUGUGCCUUCGCCGGGCCGCGAGGCACUCCGCUUCCGCCUGGCGGAGGCUGAGGGGCGGCUGCAGCUUGGGCUGAAGGGAUCGGAUGACUUCAGGUUUGAGGUUGGCUGA
Symbiodinium pilosum is the source of this 387-nucleotide messenger RNA. Lineage: Eukaryota; Dinophyceae; Suessiales; Symbiodiniaceae. The record is from the annotation of a GenBank genome assembly.